Penicillium maclennaniae is the source of this 3168-nucleotide messenger RNA. RefSeq names its product mannose-ethanolamine phosphotransferase GPI13. Gene Ontology annotation, molecular function: mannose-ethanolamine phosphotransferase activity. The record is from RefSeq and is a predicted model, not a curated record. Gene Ontology annotation, biological process: GPI anchor biosynthetic process. The coding region runs from base 1 to 3168 and encodes 1055 amino acids. Lineage: Eukaryota; Fungi; Ascomycota; Eurotiomycetes; Eurotiales; Aspergillaceae. Gene Ontology annotation, cellular component: endoplasmic reticulum membrane. The transcript is spliced from 2 exons.
AUGGCGUCGAUUGGAUCUGGCGGUAUUCUGCCCCCCGCUGGCUCGCGGGCGCGGAGCUCGGAGCAGGCUGGGAAGACCAAGGCGCCUGGUUUUCAGGAUGCAAAGGCUUUGGAGCUCGAGGGGCAGUUCAAGACCAGACAUCUUGGUGUAUUGGGGGUGCUGACUUGGAUACUGUUCCUACACGCUGCUGGCAUUUACUUCUUCACCAAGGGUUUCCUUCUCACGCGCAUGGUCUUGGAAGACAAGUCAUCCUGCGAUGUUCUCCCAUUUGAUGACGCAGUUCUUCCACAGUCCAAAGGCAAAGGUUGCUGGCAUGAGAAAUCCUUCGACAAGGCCGUUGUCAUUAUCAUCGACGCUCUUCGCUACGAUUUUACUGUGCCGUUUGUCCCAUGGGCAGAGAGCGAGGAGGCAACCCUCUUCCACGAUAAUAUUCCAGUCCUCUACGAAACCGCCGUCAAGAACCCCGCCAACGCCUUCCUGCUCCCCUUCAUCGCCGACCCACCGACAACUACUCUGCAGCGCCUGAAGGGAUUGACUACUGGAACUCUGCCCACAUUCAUCGAUGCAGGAUCGAACUUCGCCGGUACCGCUAUCGACGAGGAUAAUCUCGUUGCGCAGCUUCACCAUGCCGGAAAAACACUCGUCCAGCUCGGUGACGAUACAUGGCAGGCCCUGUUUCCAGGAUACUUCCAUGAGAACCUGACCCACCCAUUCGACUCCUUCAACGUCUGGGACUUGCACACAGUCGAUAACGGCGUCAACGAGUAUCUUUUCCCUCUUCUGAAGCCCGAGAACCGCUCCAAGUGGGAUGUCAUCUUCGGCCACUAUCUCGGCGUGGACCACGCUGGACACCGAUAUGGCCCUAACCACGCUGCCAUGGCUGCCAAGCUGCAGCAAAUGGACCAGGUCAUCCGCGACAUCAUCGCCGCUCUUGAUGAUGAUACCCUGCUUGUCGUAAUGGGUGACCACGGGAUGGACGUCAAGGGAGACCACGGCGGCGAAUCAGAUGACGAAGUCGAAGCCGCCUUGUGGAUGUACUCCAAGCGCAGUAUUUUCGGCCGAACCACCAAGGACACAGUGCUCCCGCCUAAGCAUGCGCGUGAACGCCCCGUUCCCCAGAUCGAUCUUGUCCCGACGCUGUCACUCCUUUUGGGAAUGCCUAUUCCGUUCAAUAAUCUGGGUUCUCCCAUUGAAGAAGCAUUUGCCGGGGCUAAAGGAAAUGACUGGGCUAAUUUGGUAGCUGUGAACCGUCUCACCUCGGCUCAGAUCAAAAGAUAUCAGCAUCAGUAUGCGCAGGUGCGCGGUGCUGGCGAUGACGAGGAGUCGUCCAAGCUUUGGGAGGCUGCGGAGCAAGGGUUCAAAGCUGCUUCGAAGGGUUUCUCAUCGAAGUCGGCCGCUGCGAGAGCUAGUCACGACCUCUAUCGCAAGUAUCAGCGGCACACAUUGGAUAUUUGCCGUGGUCUUUGGGCGCGCUUCGAUGUGCCGAGUAUGAUUGAGGGUGUGGCGCUCUUGAUCUCCGGUAUUGUGUUGCUGGUGUUUUAUGCCCGUGGCAUGAACUCAGACCGCACGGAGCUUACGCCCGACCUUCUCUCUCUCGCUGCCGUUGGUGCCGGAAUUGGUGCCCUGGCUGGUGCUGCCUUAGCUUUGACUGGUAUCACUGAAAUGACGGCUAUCGACCUCUCUGUGCUGCUAGCCGCGGCUGGAAGUAUGGUUGGUGGCUUCUUCGCCAUGAUAAAAAAGUCGGCCAAUUUGACCGUUCCCUUUCCUACAGGCAUUUGGGGUGGGCUUGCGGUCUUCUUCACAGUCUCUCAGUCCGUCGGCUUCGCAUCCAAUUCCUACACCAUCUGGGAAGACAAUAUCCUGCUUUUCUUCCUUACCACUUUUGGUGUCUGCGCUGGUGUCUCUUCAAUGCGUCAGAAACAAACCACAGACCGGGUUCUGGGCGUGUACCAUUCAGUCCUCUUUGUCAUUCUGGGCCGCGUGGCGUCGUUCUCUCGUCUCUGCCGCGAGGAGCAAAUGCCUUUCUGCCGCUCCACAUACUACGCCUCAUCCACCUCCUCAAUCUCCGCCCCCUGGCAACUGGCGAUUCCAUUCCUCGUCACUCUUUUCCUCCCCAGCGUCGUGCGCUCCUUUUAUGUCGGCUCGAAAUCCUACGAAGGUGCCGCAACCUUGUGGAUUGGCUUCGCCUUCCGCCUAGGGCUCCUCAUCACCUCCAUCUUUUGGAUGCUUGAAGGCGCCGAUGACGGCGAAUGGCUGCCCAUCCGCAAAGAACUCCUUAAAUCUGUGCGCACCUUCCUCGCCCAGUUAGUCCUCGCCCUCGCCUUCGGCGCCGGCACAGCGGCCUACUUCUACUCGAAGCCCUGUGUCAGUAUCAGCGUCAGCGCGCCCCAAGUCACCAAACCCCAAGAAGACCCAUCCGCACCUCCUGCACCUCUCAUCUUCGGCCAACCCGAACAAAAACCCCGUAAAACAGUCACCAUCCUCGGCUUUGGCAACCUCCACGGCACACGCUUCUUCUUCCUCGUCCUCAACUUUGCCCUCGCCAUCAUCCUCAUGCAAAAACCGAUGGGGCAGGGCGCAAUCGCCCUUCUCCUUUGGCAGAUCCUCUCCCUUCUCGAAAUCCUGGACACCAACGCCCUCACCCUCUCCAACUCACCCAUCGGCCCCGUCGUCCUCGGCCUCCUCGGCUCAUUUUACUUCUUCAAAACUGGCCACCAGGCCGUCUUGAGUAGUAUCCAAUGGGAAACCGCCUUCAUCCCCCUCUCCACCAUCAAAUACCCCUGGUCUCCCCUCCUCGUCAUCCUCAACACCUUCGGCGCGCAAAUCCUAGUCGCCCUCGCCGUCCCCCUCACAGUCCUCUGGAAACGGCCCUUGCAAACUCACGACAGCCAGGCGCAAGGUGCUAAGCCCGCCAACCCGGCGACAAAGUUGCUUUCAGAUGUCGUCCAGGCGGUUGCCACGCAUAUUCUAUACUUGGCGACUAUCAAUCUUGCUACGACGAUGUGGGCGGGUCACCUGCGGCGCCAUCUUAUGUUAUACCGGAUCUUCAGUCCAAGGUUCAUGAUGGGAGCGACCGUGCUGGGUGUUGUUGAUGUUGUUAUGAUGGUCUUUGCUGUUGCCGGUGUUCGGUGGAGUACUGUGAGUGUUGGAGAGAUUUUUGGAUGGUAG